CGGUCUUUAUCUUAUAGCAGUAGUUUAGCGUCACACGACCAUAUUCAUGUAACCUUGGUUUGCGCCGUUGUUCGCCGCCCUCGUGUGAGACGCUCUUUGUCUAUAUUGUCGAUCUUGAACUGACUCUGCACAGUUGUGGAAUACAGCUUUCGGAAGUAUAAAAAGCGUAUCAAGCAAGUAUUCAGCAAGAGCACGUCUACUACAUGGUGGCAGCGGUUUCUCAGAUCUGACACAUCACCUGAGGCAGAUGUUGAAGAACGCCAUCGUCGAGUGGUCUCCAAAAGCCUGCAAGGACUUCCAGACACUAAAGGACAUCAUCUCCUCAGAUGCAGUACUGGCAUACUACGACCCGUCGAGACCGGUAACGCUUGAAGUUGAUGCUUCCGGUGUGGCGCUGGGCGCAGUGCUGUUGCAGGAUGGCCAGCCAGUCGCGUUCGGCUCGAAAGCACUAAGCGAUACUGAGACGAGGUACGCCAAUAUCGAACGGGAGAUGCUUGCAGUGGUGUUCGGGUGCGAAAAAUUCAGAACAUAUCUGUUCGAACGCACAUUCGAGGUCAUAUCUGAUCACAAACCCCUAGAGAUGAUACUGCAGAAGAGCAUAGCUCGCGCCCCCGCGCGCCUGCAGCGGAUGCUUCUCCGCAUCGAAAACUACACGUUUACCCUGAAGUACCGGAAGGGUGACACAAUGUAUGUGUCUGACGCGCUAUCCAGACUUCCCACAGAACGACCAAGUCCGACGACUACUCUUCAGCUGGACGUCUGCAUCGGCCUGGUGCAGUUCACCCCAUCACGCCUGGAGGAGCUGCGAGAAGAAACCCGCCGAGACGAGACGCUGCACCAGCUGAAGAAGGUCAUCCUGAGCGGGUGGCCAGCAAGACGCUGCGAAGCCCACCCAGCGGUCAAACCGUUCUGGUCGGUCCGAGACGCCCUGGUGAUCGACGAUGGACUGGUCAUCAAGGGCACCGCCGUGGUCAUCCCGGAUCAGCUUCAGCAGUGGUACGUCGAAAGACUACAUGAAGGACAUCAAGGCCGUGUGAAGAUGGAACUGCGAGCCAGAGACUCAAUCUUCUGGCCAACGCUGAAGAAGGACGUGGAGGCGCGCGUCGCUGCCUGCCUGCCCUGCCAGGCAUCACGUCCCGCUGCAAGUGCAAGCACAAUCGAAGCUGAGCACCAGCACCCAGUUCCCCCCGGUCCCUGGACCGAUGUCAGCACGGACCUGUUUUACAGCAAUGGGAGGCACUUUAUCAUCAUAGUGGACCACUACUCCAAGUUCCCAUUCGUCUACGAGCUGACGAGCACGACCAGCACGCAAGUGAUCAAGGUCAUGAUGCAGCUGUUCGCUGAACAUGGAUCACCGAGCACUGUGUACUCUGACAACGGCCCCCAGUACAGUUCGAAAGAGUUCAGGACAUUCAGCGAGAUGUUCGGGUUCAAACACGUGACAUCGUCCCCGCAUCACCCGCAGAGCAACGGCAUCGCGGAGCGUCAUGUGAAAACCGUGAAAAGCCUGCUGCAGAAGUGCGCUGGGAACUACACCAAGUUCCAGAUCGGUCUCCGCACCCUGAGGGCCACUCCGAUUGACAGCGUUCUCCCGUCACCCGCAGAGCUGCUGUUCGGUCGCAGAAUCGAUCAGCUUCCUCAUCGACACAUGGAGAGCCAGGAAACGACGAACCACCGAAACCGUCUGGAGUACCGCCAGCAACAGCAGCGCGACAGCCACAACGCACGCGUCGGGCAACGCCGCCCUGAGCCGAUGCUGCUUCCUGGUGACGCGGUAUUCAUCAGAAACAAGGCGACGAGCACGUGGGAACAGGGAACCAUCAAAGCGGAACACGAGGCACCGUCGUCCUACAUGGUUCAGCGCGGGUCCCGCCCGCUAUCCAGAGCGAGCAGCACGUCCUCGGUGGACACGGACGACGACGCCCCGCGGCCCGUGAGGCGGACCGCCCAGGACAUUCGUCCGGAUCCUAGCGCUGCGCGUACCCGAUCCGGCCGAGUGACGCGAGCGCCUAUCCGUUUGGACUUGUGAGCGUUCGUGAGAAGGGGGAUGUGAUAGUUUAUCUUACAGCAGUAGUUUAGCGGUCUUUAUCUUAUAGCAGUAGUUUAGCGUCACACGACCAUAUUCAUGUAACCUUGGUUUGCGCCGUUGUUCGCCGCCCUCGUGUGAGACGCUCUUUGUCUA
Amphibalanus amphitrite is the source of this 2182-nucleotide messenger RNA. RefSeq lists its product as uncharacterized. Gene Ontology annotation, molecular function: nucleic acid binding. Lineage: Eukaryota; Metazoa; Arthropoda; Thecostraca; Balanomorpha; Balanidae. The record is from RefSeq and is a predicted model, not a curated record. Bases 248 to 2029 code for a protein of 593 amino acids. Gene Ontology annotation, biological process: DNA integration. The transcript is spliced from 2 exons.